UGACACCUCAACCUCAUCACUGGGGAAGCUGCGUUUGUACCUCCCGUCGGACCACGUCCUCACGGCAUCUGCCUACCAAAGUUCCACUUCUUUUCCUCGGCAUCUAGACUGAGUGUACCUAGCACCUUCUCAACUGCUUCUUCUCAACGCCCAACUCUAUCGACCGUCCGGAAUUUCCCCCCUCCAUCAGUUGCUGAUUACACUUCGUUCUUGCCAAUAGCCCGCCAGUCAAUUACCAACAUGGGUGACGACUCGGACAUCCUCGAAGUUUCCCCUGUGGGAGACAUCAUCUUGGUCGUCGGCCCUCCUGAGGAGGAGCAAGUGCGUCUUAGGGUUUCGUCCACAAUCCUUAGAUCGGCCUCCAAAGUAUUCGACGCCAUGUUUUCGCCGCCUUGGGUCGAAAGCUCCCGCACGCUUUCGCUCGAAGCUCCCAAGGACGUUGAACUUCCUGAAGACGACUCCGAGGCAAUGAAAGCAAUCUGUUACGCCAUCCACCACCGUCCUGACAUGAUACCCUUUGUUGAUGUGAACGGAAAGCAAAUUCUACAGGCUGCCCGUACCAUUGACAAAUACGAUCUGGGUACGGCAACGCAACUGCUUACCGACAAGUGGCUCCGUCCACAGCUGCAGGGAAAAAGCGUCGAGGACCUGCUGUAUAUGGCCGCAGCAGCCACGGUGGUGGAAAACUACGAGGCUUUUUCCAAGCUCACCUGGCUAGUCAUGAUCACCCACGAGGGCAGCUAUCGCCGCUUCCAAAACGAUGAACAACUUAGUGAGCUGUUGCCUCGAGUAACAUUCGUACUACUCGCGGAGCGAACCUUCUUGAUCCGUGAGCAAAUUUUCAAGGCCUUGCAUGGAGCAGGACCAGAGCAAACUUGCCAAUGCGUUCAAACCGUUAAGAAUGAAAUAGAGUCGGUAAGAGACGGCUUCGGUGCCGGUAAUACUAUCUCGAUCCUGAAAGCAUUGAGGGGCAUGGUUAAGGUUGCCAAUGCGCAAGAUGCUCUCGAGGAGAUUUCCUGCUCAGCUAACAGACGGCACUGGUGUCGCGAACUUCGGUUUCCGGACUGGACCGAGAGCGAAACCAGUCUCUGCCUUCGAUGCCUACAGAACGACCCAAACAUGGAGAAGGCAUGCGAGCAUAAGAAGGAACUUUCCUAUAAUGAUCGCUAUAGGGAAAAACGUGAGCUAAAUACAUUAUAUCUGUAUUGACAUCAACGGUGGACGGGAUGUCGGUUUCCCUUCAGAUAAAGAGCACUUGGAUGUAACUCGGAAGGAUUGGUAGCCUUGGAGAUGACAGAUAUAUGUAAGGGAGAACCUGCGCGCAUCCUAUGAUUUCCUACACGUACCCUACAGAAUUUGCAAUCUUUCAUAUUUCUUUCA
Messenger RNA from Neurospora crassa OR74A, 1380 nucleotides. RefSeq lists its product as hypothetical. NCBI's taxonomy places the organism in Eukaryota, Fungi, Ascomycota, Sordariomycetes, Sordariales, Sordariaceae. The coding region runs from base 241 to 1209 and encodes 322 amino acids. The record is from RefSeq and is a predicted model, not a curated record. The transcript has 2 exons.